AAUGGUGGCAAAAAUGGAGAGUCCAGAACUUAAUAAAGCGGAAAAGAUCAGUCUGAAGGAGAAACAUCGUGGAAAACAGACUGGAAAAAAAACCUCACACAAAAGAGCUCGAAAAAAAGCAGCUAGAAGCGCCUGCACCUGCCAACAGUGCGGAAAAACCUUCAGUCGAAACGCAAACCUGAAAAUCCACAUGAGAAUCCACAAUGGAGAGAAGCCGUACACCUGCUCUGACUGCGGAAAGAGUUUCAAUCAUCAGGUAAACCUCAGAGUCCACAUGAGAACACACACCGGAGAGCUGCCGUUUGCUUGCCAGCAGUGCGAGAAGAGAUUCAAUGAAAAGGGAGGCCUUAAAAGUCACAUGAGAGUUCACUCUGGAGAGAAGCCUUACUCCUGCCCUCAUUGCGGAAAGAGCUUCAAUCGAAAAGGAAACUUCAAGAUUCACAUGAAAGGUCACACUGGAGAAAGGCCUUACAGCUGCCCUCAGUGCGGAAAGACCUUCAUCCAGAAGAAAGAUCUGAAGUGCCACAUGAGGAAUCACACCGGCGAAAGCCCUUACACCUGUAAACUGUGUAGGAAGAGUUUCGCACAAAAGGUGCAUCUUGAGGCUCAUGUGAGGAUCCACACCGGAGAGAAGCCCUUCAUAUGUAGUCAAUGCGGUAAGAGGUUUGCGCAGAAGGGAACCCUUAACACCCACAUGAGGAGUCACACCGGCGAAUGUCCGUACACCUGCAACCUGUGUGCCAAGAACUUCACGCGGAAAGAAAGUCUUGUAACUCACAUGAGAAUUCACACGGGGGAAAGGCCAUUCAUAUGCGGUCAGUGUGGAAAGUGCUUCACACAUAAAGGAAACCUUAACGGCCACAUGAGGACUCAUGCUCAAGAAAGCCGUUAGUCUUGUCAUUCUUGUACGAAGGACAAGAGUUUCAGAGGAAAGCUUUAUAAAGCUAAUAGUUUUGGUUCUUGAUUCAUGCUACGUAUAUAGACAUGAUCAUUUUAUAAAUGCAAUGUUCCCUGUGAUGCCAUGGUUUACGGUGAAUCUAGAAAAGCCGAGUGGGAUUUUAGCAACAGGGUUUAAAAGAUUAGUUCAGCCAAAAAUGAAAGUUGUGUUAUUCAUUUCUCACCCUAAUAUAGUUCCAAUCCCCAUGACACAUUUAUUUAUCUUCAGAACAAUAAAUGAAGAUAUGAAUCAUCAGAGAGCUCUCUCAUCCUCCAUUGACAGCAAUGGUCCCGAAAAGAACCAAAGCAUCAUCAAAACAGUCCAUGUGACUUCAGUGGUUUAACUGCAGUCAUGUGAAGCUUCAAGAACUCUUGCGAGCACCAAAGAAACUGUAAAAACAUCGUCUCUCCCACAUCAGGUCAGAAUAAAUCUGUAAUAAUUUUUAUUUAAGAUGUAUGUAAUACAGUAUAUUCUUUUAGAAGGCUGAUGAACACAGUAAUCUAUUUGUGAAUAUCUCAUCUCCAUAUUUAUGUGAUUGUCAUAAAUAUUCUUCUUUUUGGGGAGGGUGUUUGGAGAGUUCACUACUAAAACUGUAUAAGAUUUAAAACUUUCUUUCUUCUGGCACAAAGAAGUCUAGAUUAUUGAUUUGUUUUCGUUAUUAGGAGCAUUUUAUAUUAUAUUGAGGAGUCCGUUGUGCAUUUCUAAGCAGCCAUUUUUGAAAUAAAAACAGAAAUGAAGUUCAUUUCUUUGUGAUGACUUCUAUUUGUAUUGCAGUUGAUGUUAGGUAUCUUACGGUACGUCACCUAGAUUUGAAUUUCUUAGAGGAGUUUGUCAGGGUCGUCCAGUCUCGCCUUACCUUUUUGUAAUAGCAUCUCAACUUCCAACCCAGGCUCAUUCUGAGAACGUAGUCCCGGGGACGUUUCUGGAGACCGCGAAAUACGUCCCGGGAGGUACGUAUUUUUGCAGUUUUUGUUUUCGCGAGUCCGCGAGAGGCCGCUGUGCGCGUUUUUUCCCGCGUCGUUCUCGCGUAAACCUGCUAGAGGCCGCUGUCGAACGACCUUCCGCCUGUCUGCCUGGAUGACAGAAUGAUUGACCGUGCGACCGGCCAAUCGGCUGACCCACCCUCCUCCGUCCCUAAACCCAACCAACGACGAUUCACAAAAGCCGUCCAAAAAAAGAAAAGCCCUCGUCAGAUUUUUACCACGUUUUCGUAUUUUGACCACAUUCUCACCCUGUGACGAACUUGUUCGCUUCAUUUUUCGGAUUUUGUUUUUGUUUUCUUACCUGAUUUCUGGAACCGCUCUUCCCCGGACUCGAACCCGGUCGUCGUUGUCGUCGUCGUGGU
Danio aesculapii is the source of this 2282-nucleotide messenger RNA. RefSeq names its product gastrula zinc finger protein XlCGF8.2DB. Gene Ontology annotation, molecular function: RNA polymerase II cis-regulatory region sequence-specific DNA binding; DNA-binding transcription factor activity. The record is from RefSeq and is a predicted model, not a curated record. The transcript has a single exon. Gene Ontology annotation, biological process: regulation of transcription by RNA polymerase II. Lineage: Eukaryota; Metazoa; Chordata; Actinopteri; Cypriniformes; Danionidae. The coding region runs from base 2 to 892 and encodes 296 amino acids.